Messenger RNA from Strongylus vulgaris, 666 nucleotides. Lineage: Eukaryota; Metazoa; Nematoda; Chromadorea; Rhabditida; Strongylidae. The record is from the annotation of a GenBank genome assembly.
CCUGGAAUGGACAACGAAAACGGCAUCGAUCAUAUGGCUCAAAGCCAACAUCUGAAGCUGAAGGGACAGAUGAUGUUGAUGGGCACAGGUCGUCAUGUAAUGUACUUGUGCUCGCCAUAUGUCACAUCCAUACCUGAGCUGUUGCAAUAUGGACUGCGACUUAAUGCAAUGCCUCUCCACGAUGCUACGAGAGAUUUGAUCCUACUUAAUCAGCAGCGCUUGAGCGAUGUUGAGAUGAACCUUCAGCUAGAAGCAAACAACGAGCAGUUAGAAAUCAUGGCUAGAGAUUUAGAAGUUGAAAAGGGUAAGACUGAUGCACUUCUCAGCGAGAUGCUGCCAGCAUCAGUAGCUCAUCAGCUAAAAAGCGGAUUAACUGUCGAUGCUCGUGAGUACGAAUCAGCCACUGUGAUGUUCUCUGAUGUUCCAUGCUUUCAACAAAUUGUACCACUCUGUCAACCAAAAGAUGUUGUUUAUCUGCUGAACAACCUAUUCACACGUUUUGACCGCUUAGUAGUUCUCCAGAAGGCCUACAAAGUUGAGACUGUGGGUGACAGUUACAUGUCCGUUGGUGGAAUUCCUGACGUAGUUGAUGAUCACUGCGAAGUCAUCUGUCAUUUGGCACUUGGUCAGUGGUCUCAGAUUAGAUGGUUGGACAAAAAUCUUUGA